UUACCGUCGUCACCCAAUGAAAUAUUAGCGACAUACAUACACUAGUAGUAGUCCGUUUAAUAAACACAGCCCUGUCAUCUCUUACUUUGAUGUAUUUUGUGAAUUUUAUUGGUGUUAAAAGCGAAUAGAUGUCUGAAGAAGAUCCUAAAAGACCAGAAGUGGAGGCUGACAAACCAGAUCUCGAGGGUCAGUCUGACGACAGCAGUGACGAAGGCGAAGCCUCUGGAGAUACCGAGAUGGAUUUUCUGCGCAGUCUCUUCUCACGGACCCUUGGCUUGAGUCCUGGAGAUAAAGUCCUAGAUGAGUUGACCUUGGAUGGGGUUGCCCGCUACAUCAAGAGUGGCAAAUGCAAGAGCAUUAUCUGUAUGGUCGGAGCUGGAAUAUCAACAUCGGCUGGAAUCCCAGAUUUCCGCUCUCCUGGCACCGGUCUGUAUGCCAACCUGCAGAAGUACAGUCUUCCUUACCCAGAGGCUAUUUUCCAGAUCGACUACUUCAAGAAACAUCCCGAGCCGUUCUUUGCUCUGGCCAGAGAGCUCUAUCCAGGACAAUUUAAGCCAACAGUGUGUCACUACUUCAUGAAGCUGCUGAAAGACAAAGGUUUACUCCAACGCUGCUACUCUCAGAAUAUUGAUACUCUGGAGAGGGUAGCGGGUCUGGAAGGAGAGGACCUUAUUGAAGCCCAUGGCACUUUUCACACCUCUCAUUGUGUGAGCUUCCUCUGUCGGAAGGAGUUCUCUAUGGACUGGAUGAAAGAUAAAAUUUUUUCUGAAGAUAUUCCUAAGUGUGACUCCUGUGGAAACCUGGUGAAGCCUGAUAUUGUGUUUUUCGGGGAGAAUCUACCUGCCCGAUUCUUCACCUCCAUGCAAACGGACUUUCCACGCUGUGAUCUUCUCGUCAUCAUGGGGACAUCUCUGCAGGUGCAACCAUUUGCAUCUCUAGUCAGCAAAGUAUCAAACAGCUGUCCCAGACUGCUCAUCAAUAUGGAGAAAACCGGACAGUCUGAGUUUGGCAUGGGAUUGUUCGGUUUUGGAGGUGGAAUGGAUUUCGACUCGGAUAAAGCGUACAGAGAUGUGGCACACAUAAGCAGCUGUGAUGAUGGCUGCAUGGCUCUUGCUGGUCUGCUAGGCUGGAAAAAGGAGCUGGAAGAGAUGGUAAAGCGUGAACAUGCUUUGAUCGACAGCAAGCACUCCAAAAAGAAAGAGAAGGAGGCCAAACAGAGCUCAGAAAGCACUGGGGCAGACACUGGGAAGUGAGUGACAAGACAGAAUAACCAAUCAGACCAUGCGAAAGCUGUGUCACAUGGUUCUGUUUUUCUUCUGAGCUAUUAUGACUUUCAUGUGGCUGUCUAACGUCAGAGUAGAUUGCAAUACAUGCUACUGAAAUAGUACAGAAACCUCAAAAGAGCUCAGAUGGGAACAUUGACGCCACACUUUCUUGCAGAAGCUCCGCAUGAGUGUACCGCGCGUGAGAGAUUGUGUCAAAAAUCGCAGAAUGCUUUACCUGUAACAUUUAUAAAGUUAUCCACAUAGUGCCGCAUUAAUUUUACAGAAAACAAAUGUAUAUGCAACAUAAACAACGAACACAUGGGGUAAAUUUGUGUCUCUUGGCUUGAGCAUUUGUUAAUGCUAAUGAGGGUUUAUAAUGGACUGAUCUUGACCAUACAUUUUUCCGUAGGUGCAAUGUAGAUGAUGUUAUGUUUUUAUUAUGAUUAAUGUCUUUUAAGGAAUAUAUAAAUAAUAUUUGCUUAAAUGCUAUUAUUAUGUAUUGUUUGUUGUUUGUAUAGUCUCUUUUGCCUCUCUCUGGUUUGGAAUUGUAUCUUCUUCCUCUUUGGUUCAAUUGUGUAAAAGGAAGUUUUACAACUACUGUUUUAUCUGAUUGAGCCCAAUGAAAUAUAAUAUGAGGAAACAAAUAAAGCAUGAAACCUUUAAAGGCUUCAAAUAUUUGCA
Messenger RNA from Triplophysa rosa, 1946 nucleotides. It is a transcript of the gene sirt2, whose product is annotated as sirtuin 2 (silent mating type information regulation 2, homolog) 2 (S. cerevisiae). NCBI's taxonomy places the organism in Eukaryota, Metazoa, Chordata, Actinopteri, Cypriniformes, Nemacheilidae. Gene Ontology annotation, molecular function: NAD+ binding; histone deacetylase activity, NAD-dependent. The transcript is spliced from 16 exons. The coding region runs from base 129 to 1253 and encodes 374 amino acids. The record is from RefSeq and is a predicted model, not a curated record.